This is a messenger RNA of Anolis carolinensis (green anole), 9644 nucleotides long. It is a transcript of the gene nalcn, whose product is annotated as sodium leak channel, non-selective. Gene Ontology annotation, cellular component: plasma membrane. The transcript is spliced from 47 exons. NCBI's taxonomy places the organism in Eukaryota, Metazoa, Chordata, Lepidosauria, Squamata, Anolidae. The record is from RefSeq and is a predicted model, not a curated record. Bases 426 to 5771 code for a protein of 1781 amino acids. Gene Ontology annotation, molecular function: monoatomic cation channel activity. Gene Ontology annotation, biological process: monoatomic ion transport; positive regulation of synaptic transmission, cholinergic; positive regulation of synaptic transmission, GABAergic.
AGGAGGCGCCGCUUGCGCGUGUCAACUCUGGCUCUCUCUCGGUGCCGGGGAUGCUCGCUCACUCUCUCGCUCGCCUGCUCGCUCUCUCGCUGGCUGGCGGGGAACAGCUGUUGCUGGGCGACUGCGAGCGAGCGAGCGAGAGCCAGCAACCAGCCAGCCAGCCUUCCUUCCCUUCCUCCUUCCUUCCUUCCUUCCUUCCUCCCCUCUCUGCUCACUGGAGGCGCGGGGAGGAGGGACCGCUCUUGGACCCAAAAAGGCCACCCAGCCACCCCUCCCCCACGGGCCAGUAAGCUUAACGGGGGGCCUGAGCAUCCCGAUCCAGCCCCGCCAUGAAGGGAGAGGCAGGCGAUUUUGAAAGCCCUCAAGAAAUAUUACAGAAUAUUCAGAAAAUUUCACCAAAUUAGACAACUAAAGCUAAUUCCAGUAUGCUUAAAAGGAAACAGAGUUCUAGGGUAGAAGCCCAGCCAGUGACAGAUUUUGGUCCUGAUGAAUCAUUAUCAGAUAAUGCAGAUAUUGUGUGGAUUAACAAACCAUGGGUCCACUCCUUACUACGCAUCUGUGCCAUCAUAAGUGUCAUUUCUGUUUGCAUGAACACCCCAAAGACCUUUGAGCACUAUCCACCUCUUCAAUAUGUGACUUUUGCUCUUGAUACACUAUUGAUGUUUCUCUACACGGCAGAAAUGAUAGCAAAGAUGCACAUCCGUGGCAUAGUCAAGAGACAGAAGCCCUCUUUGGGCAUUCUCUUCCACACUGUUGUAGGGACAUGGACCUGUGCUCAACCAUCCGUUCAUAGGAUGGAGUUGGGAAAAGGUUGGAGGUUAACAACACCACAGCCAUUUCAGAUGUUCAAGGGGGAUACCUCCUAUGUGAAGGAUCGUUGGUGUGUGUUCGAUGGAUUCAUGGUUUUUUGUCUCUGGGUGUCAUUAGUUUUACAGGUGUUUGAAAUUGCUGAGAUUGUUGACCAGAUGUCACCUUGGGGAAUGUUGAGGAUCCCCCGGCCACUUAUUAUGAUUCGAGCAUUCCGGAUCUACUUUCGCUUUGAACUUCCAAGAACUAGGAUAACUAAUAUUUUAAAGCGUUCAGGUGAACAAAUUUGGAGUGUUUCUAUAUUUCUUCUGUUCUUCCUGCUUUUAUAUGGCAUUCUGGGAGUGCAAAUGUUUGGACCUUUCACAUAUCAUUGUGUAACAAAUGAUACAAAGCCAGGAAACGUAACCUGGAAUAAUUUGGCAAUCCCAGAUACACAUUGUUCAAAAGCAUCAGAAGAAGGUUACCAAUGUCCACCAGGGUUUGAAUGUUUGGAUCUUGAAGAAUUGGGGCUGAGCAGGCAAGAGCUGGGCUACAGUGGCUUUAACGAGAUAGGUACAAGCAUAUUUACUGUUUAUGAAGCUGCUUCUCAAGAAGGCUGGGUCUUCCUGAUGUAUCGAGCAAUUGACAGCUUCCCUCGGUGGCGCUCCUACUUCUAUUUCAUCACCUUAAUUUUCUUCCUUGCUUGGCUUGUCAAGAAUGUAUUCAUUGCUGUCAUCAUUGAGACAUUUGCUGAAAUUCGUGUUCAGUUCCAACAGAUGUGGGGAUCCAGAAGCAGUACUACUUCAACAGCUACUACACAGAUGUUUCAUGAAGAUGCUGCAGGAGGAUGGCAGCUAGUAGAUGUUGAUGUGAAUAAGCCUCAGGGCAGAGCGCCCGCAUGUCUUCAGAGAAUGAUGAGAUCCUCGAUUUUCCAUAUGUUCAUCUUGAGCAUGGUGGCUGUUGAUGUCAUUGUCGCUGCUAGCAAUUAUUACAAGGGAGAGACUUUUAAGAGCCAGUAUGAUGAAUUCUACCUUGCAGAGGUUGCAUUUACUGUCCUGUUUGAUCUGGAAGCCCUCCUGAAGAUCUGGUGCCUCGGCUUUACUGGAUAUAUCAGUUCAUCUCUUCACAAGUUUGAACUACUACUAGUUAUUGGAACUACUCUCCAUAUUUAUCCAGACCUCUAUCAUUCACAGUUUACAUAUUUCCAGGUACUUAGGGUAGUUCGACUUAUAAAGAUUUCUCCUGCCUUGGAAGACUUUGUAUAUAAGAUUUUUGGACCUGGAAAAAAGCUUGGGAGUUUAGUAGUAUUCACUGCCAGCCUGUUAAUUGUAAUGUCAGCAAUCAGUUUGCAGAUGUUCUGCUUUGUAGAAGAACUAGACAGAUUUACAACAUUUCCAAGGGCUUUUAUGUCAAUGUUCCAGAUUCUUACACAAGAAGGAUGGGUGGAUGUCAUGGACCAGACUCUAAAUGCCGUUGGACAUAUGUGGGCGCCUGUUGUUGCUAUCUACUUCAUACUUUAUCAUCUUUUUGCUACCCUGAUUCUGCUGAGUUUGUUUGUUGCUGUUAUUUUGGACAACUUGGAACUUGAUGAAGAUCUAAAGAAACUUAAGCAAUUGAAACAAAGUGAAGCAAAUGCAGAUACCAAGGAGAAGCUCCCAUUGCGUUUACGGAUCUUCGAAAAAUUCCCCAACAGACCUCAAAUGGUAAAAAUCUCCAAGCUCCCUUCGGAUUUUACAGUCCCCAAAAUAAGGGAAAGUUUUAUGAAGCAGUUUAUUGAUCGACAGCAACAAGAUACAACUUGUUUACUAAGAAGGCUUCCAUCAGCUUCUUCUUCUUCUUGUGACCACUCCAAAAGGCUUGCAAUUGAAGACAAAUAUAUUGACCAGAAGCUCCGCAAAUCUGUUUUCAGCAUUAGGGCAAGAAACCUUCUGGAAAAAGAGACUGCAAUCAAUAAAAUUCUUAGAGCCUGCACUCGCCAGCGCAUGCUCAGUGGUUCCUUUGAGGGGCAGCCUGCAAAAGAAAGGUCAAUUCUGAGUGUCCAGCAUCACAUACGGCAAGAACGCAGGUCACUAAGACAUGGAUCCAGCAGUCAACGAAUCAGCAGAGGAAAAUCUCUUGAAACUUUAACUCAAGAUCAUUCAAACACAGUGAGAUACAGAAAUGCACAGAGAGAAGACAGUGAAAUAAAAAUGAUCCAAGAGAAGAAAGAACAAGCAGAAAUGAAAAGGAAAGUCCAAGAAGAGGAGCUGCGAGAGAACCACCCUUAUUUUGACAAGCCUCUUUUUAUAGUUGGUCGUGAACACAGAUUCAGAAAUUUCUGCAGAGUGGUUGUACGAGCGCGCUUUAAUGCGUCAAAAACUGACCCUGUUACAGGAGCGGUGAAAAAUACCAAAUAUCAUCAACUAUAUGAUUUGCUGGGAUUAGUUACUUAUCUAGACUGGGUAAUGAUCAUUGUUACCAUAUGCUCCUGCAUUUCAAUGAUGUUUGAAUCUCCAUUUCGAAGAGUGAUGCAUGCACCAACACUUCAGAUCGCUGAAUAUGUUUUUGUAAUAUUCAUGAGCAUUGAACUUAAUUUGAAGAUUAUGGCUGAUGGCUUGUUUUUUACUCCAACGGCAGUCAUACGAGACUUUGGGGGUGUCAUGGAUAUAUUUAUAUAUCUUGUAAGCUUGAUAUUUCUGUGCUGGAUGCCCCAUAAUGUUCCUGCUAAAUCAGGAGGUCAGCUCUUAAUGGUGCUCCGAUGCCUCCGACCCCUUCGAAUAUUUAAGCUAGUGCCUCAGAUGAGAAAGGUUGUCCGAGAGCUAUUCAGUGGCUUCAAGGAAAUCUUUCUAGUUUCCAUUCUUUUACUGACCUUAAUGCUUGUUUUUGCAAGCUUUGGAGUUCAGCUAUUUGCUGGGAAACUGGCUAAAUGCAAUGACCCACAUAUUAUAGCAAGGGAAGAUUGCCAUGGCAUAUUCCGAAUAAAUGUCAGUGUUUCCAAAAAUCUAAAUUUAAAGCUUAGACCUGGUGAAAAAAAGCCUGGAUUUUGGGUGCCACGAGUUUGGGCCAAUCCACGGAACUUCAACUUUGACAAUGUUGGAAAUGCAAUGCUGGCAUUAUUUGAAGUCCUUUCUUUAAAGGGCUGGGUGGAAGUCAGAGAUGUUAUCAUUCAUCGUGUAGGACCAAUCCAUGGCAUCUAUAUUCAUGUUUUUGUGUUCCUAGGCUGUAUGAUUGGACUAACCCUUUUCGUUGGAGUUGUCAUUGCUAAUUUCAAUGAAAAUAAGGGAACAGCUUUGCUGACUGUUGACCAGAGGCGAUGGGAAGAUCUAAAGAGCAGACUCAAGAUAGCACAACCUCUUCACCUCCCACCUCGCCCAGAUAAUGAUGGAUUCCGAGCGAAAAUGUAUGAUAUAACACAGCACCCAUUUUUCAAGAGAACUAUUGCUGUUCUUGUUCUGGCACAAUCCGUGUUGUUAUCUGUUAAGUGGGAUGAUCAAGACCCAGUGACCGGUCCUUUAGCUGCAAUGUCUGUUGUCUUCACUUUCAUUUUUGUUCUUGAGGUUACCAUGAAAAUUAUUGCUAUGUCACCAGCUGGCUUUUGGCAAAGCAGAAGAAAUCGUUAUGAUCUCUUAGUGACAUCCUUGGGUGUCAUAUGGGUAAUCCUCCACUUUGCCAUCACUAAUGCCUACACAUACAUGAUGGGAGCAUGUGUCAUCGUUUUCAGGUUUUUCUCCAUCUGUGGAAAACAUGUGACCUUGAAGAUGCUGCUAUUGACAGUGGUUGUCAGCAUGUACAAGAGUUUUUUCAUCAUAGUAGGAAUGUUCCUGCUAUUGCUUUGCUAUGCCUUUGCUGGUGUAGUUUUAUUUGGCACCGUAAAAUAUGGCGAGAACAUCAAUAGGCAUGCCAACUUUUCAUCAGCUGGUAAGGCCAUUACUGUACUCUUCCGAAUUGUCACUGGCGAAGAUUGGAACAAGAUAAUGCAUGACUGCAUGGUUCAGCCUCCUUUUUGUACUCCAGAUAACAGUACAUACUGGAAGACAGAUUGUGGGAACUAUGCUGGUGCUCUUAUGUAUUUCUGUUCAUUUUAUGUCAUCAUUGCAUACAUAAUGUUAAAUUUGCUCGUGGCUAUAAUUGUGGAAAAUUUCUCACUAUUUUAUUCAACGGAGGAAGAUCAGCUCUUAAGUUAUAACGAUCUUAGACAUUUUCAAAUUAUAUGGAACAUGGUUGAUGACAAAAGAGAGGGAGUGAUUCCUACUUUCCGAAUCAAGUUUUUGCUGAGGUUACUGCGUGGGAGGUUGGAAGUGGACCUGGACAAGGACAAACUUCUGUUCAAGCACAUGUGCUAUGAAAUGGAGAGGCUGCAUAAUGGUGGAGAUGUAACAUUCCAUGAUGUACUAAGCAUGCUCUCCUAUAGAUCUGUUGACAUCAGAAAAAGUCUUCAGCUAGAAGAACUGCUUGCUAGGGAACAAUUGGAAUACACUAUAGAAGAAGAAGUGGCCAAACAGACCAUCCGUAUGUGGUUGAAAAAGUGCUUGAAGCGCAUUAGAGCAAAACAACAACAGUCAUGUAGCAUCAUCCACAGUCUCAGAGAGAGUCAACAACAAGAACUUAGUCGUUUCCUAAAUCCACCAAGCAUCGAGACAACACAACCAAGUGAAGAUAUGAAUACUAACAACCAAGAUAAUACACAGCCAGAGACAAGUAGUCAACAGCAGCUUCUUAGUCCAACACUUUCUGACAGAGGUGGAUAUCGCCAAGACUCUACUGAAGCUGGAAAACCUCAGCGAAAAUUUGGACAAUGGCGUUUACCAUCAGCUCCAAAGCCAAUAAGCCAUUCGGUGUCUUCAGUCAAUUUACGGUUCGGCAGCCGAACAACUAUGAAGUCUGUUGUGUGCAAGAUGAAUCCCAUGUCGGAUGUGGCUUCUUGUGGAUCAGAAGUUAAGAAAUGGUGGACAAGGCAACUAACUGUUGAGAGUGAUGAGAGUGGAGAAGACCUGCUUGAGAUCUGAUAGAUGGAACAGCUGGCAGUUAAACAAUACAAGACUAUUUAUAACAAGACCAAGCCUUUGAACUUAGUAUCCUUCAAUGUGACAAGACAAAACAGCUUCUAAUUAUUAUUGAACCUGAUUCUUAUGGUGAUGCUGAUUGAUGUAUUGGAAAAGAGGAAAUAGGUACAAUGCUUAUGAAAAGCAGAGGACUUGUAGCCUCUGUCCCAAGAAUCAUAAGAGCAACCUGUGUCUUUCUGCAGCCUCUUUAUGCCAUAUGCUCAAGUUGCUUUUUUAAACAUUUCAGGGACCUUGAAAAGCAGUUUGAUGUUUAUUGCUAAAAAUUGGUAAACUCCAAAGCUGCCAAUCAACUGUUUUAGAACAACAUGCAAGUGAUAGGUAAGCACUUCGAAAAAUAUGGAAAAGUUAUGAGAAAUAUACUCAGUGUGCUUUGGAGGGAAAUUUGCUAUGGAAGUGAAACUAAUCCUAAUAAAAUCUUUUGAUGAAAUGUUGCCAAUCUAAGGGGUUUCAAUCAUCUGGUUUAUAUGAGGAGUUGGAAUUAUGGAGCAUUUCAGAUUUCAUUUUAUUACAGCCCCCAAAGGUCUCAGCGAGAUCUGAUAAUCGUAAAGAGUGCUGGAGAUUCACCAACAUCUGGGAAGCUAUAUGAUUUCUACCCCGAUUUAAACAGUCAAUAUUUACAUGCGGUUUGUGCUACAUAGGCUUUAUAUAAUUAUUCUUUUUCUUGAUGUUAAUUCAUUGUUUUUAUUCUCUGUGUUCAUUCCAACACCCCACAUUAUCUUUUAGAAAGCUGUUUGCAGUCCAUUGAGUGGGCUGGGAAAAUCUUAGCCAUUACUGGAUAAAUACAGCCAGUGUGGUAGUUUGAGCAUUGGAUUAUGACUCUGGAGACCAGGGCACAUCCCCUCUCAGCUAUGCAGUCCACUGGGUGACCUUGAACCAGUCACACUUAGUCGGCAUGGAGAAGACAAAAAGAGCCAAGAAAAUUGGUCAAGUAUUUUCUCACCAUAGGUCAGAAAAUACUUGAAGGCACACAACAACGAUUUAACAAAUACAAGACAAUGUAUAUAUUCUUAAGAAACAUGUUUAAGAAUUUUAAUUUUAUUGAUUUGUAUCAAAUUAUACAUUCAGGCACUGUGUCCUUUUAUGCCAGAGCAAUGCAUUUUUAGCCUAAAAAUCCCCAUCACAGAGUACAAAAACAAUGCAAUUCCUUUUGUCAUUUUUUCCAAUCUUUUGCCCUCACCAGAAUGAUUACUAGAUGAAAGUCCUUUUUAAUAAACAAAUUCUGAAUUUACAAAUAUGUAUAUUCCCUUUUUAUAGCCAAUAUUGAGGGGGGUGUCAGAAAAAUAUUAUUUUAUUUCUUAUUUAAUUGCUAAUAUAAAGCCUUCCUGCAUAUUGACCUGGAAGAUUCGCCUCUACUCAUACCAGUCACAUUACUGUUGGGACAGGGAAUUCAGAACCGAAGCUUCGUUUUCUUCUCCCUUCCAUAUAAAUCCUUGGACAUAAAUAUGUUUUUGCUGAGCACAAAGGCUGUUUUGAGGAUUAUGGGUGACCUAGGAAGGGCCAUCAUGGGUGCUAUCCUGAGUGUUUUCUGUGAAGUCCAACAUCCUUUUAGCACCUGGAGCAGAUGAUCUAUGUAGAGAUAUCGAAUUUUGUGUUUGAUCUUCCUUUCUGAAAAUGUGCAGUUCUUGUACAAAAAGGUUUUCAUCCUUUGACUAAACAUUAUUACAAAAAAGAUUAAACAGCUUUAUAAUUAAUUCACUGUGUAAAAAUUCAUCACUGUGUUAUAUGUUUGAAAUGUAUUAAUCACAUGAUGCUGACAUUUUAUUUACAUUAUUGUUAUGUUCCCUCUCCUUCCUGAUAGUGAUUUUUUAAAUAAAAAAGAACAAAUUGUAUGAUACAAAUUAUAGUUCACUUGGCAGAGAGGUCAAUGCAUUUGGGAAACAAUGCUGUUUUAAAAUUCACUUUUUCUUGAUAAAUAUAAAGUUUGUGUAGAAAUUGACGGCAAAGCAGCUCUCAGUCAUCAAACAAACCUCAAAAUGCACCAGGGUACCACAGAGAGAUGCACUACAUACAUUUGCUCCAGAGAGUGAAAGAUAUCAAGAGCCUUAAAAGAAGACUAGAGGGAGACUUGCCCUAAUGUAAUGACUUCUUACAAUGCCUAAAUUAGAAAUGAGCCAUCUCAAAUAUAGAUACCAAAAAGUAUGUUGUGUGAGCCGUGUCCCCGAAAGUCAGAACAACUAUAUUACUGUCUGUAAUUUUAUAUUUGCCAAAUGAAUUUACGGAAAAGGUUAAGAAGAGCCUCUGUUUACUACCUCUGUUUACUAUCACACACAUACACACACAUUUCUGCUCCAUAAGGACAAAAUGAAAGGGUAAAGGCACCAGCAACUUGUGGUCCUUUUGGGGAUGACCCCCAUCCACUCUUGGACAAGGUGCCAAACCUGUGUAAACGUUCUCUUGAGUUUGCACUUAGUUCCAAUUUUAAAAUUAAAGUUUUCAGAAAGGUGUGACAGGAUAGUACAGUGUAUUGAUCCCAGCAAGAUAUGAAACACUUUAGCUGGAUCUACACUGCCCUGUAUCGCAGGAUCUGAGCCCAGAUUAUCUGCUUUGGACUGGAUUAUAUGAGUUUACAAAUGCCAGAUAAUCUGGAAUAAUCAGAUACUCUGGAAUCAGAUGCUGGGAUUUAGGGCAGUUCAAGUAGAACCAUGGUGUUAUAGUUGUGUAAAAGGGCCUUUGAUAAUGCUAUGCAUUCAUUAUUACCUUUUAUUCUGCCACGAAAGAAAUAUUACAUCCCAGAGCACAAGCAAGUAGCAGAUUUGAUUUAAUGUAUUCUAGUAUCUCAAAUUUCCAUCAGGUUCUAACUUUAUUUUGCUAUAAGGCCAAAAGGAAGAAAAAACACUUUUUUCUGGCAAAACCUGAGAAUGAAAUCUUUGCCACAGUUGCUUAGGGGUAAGGCCCACUGAAUAUAGUGAAAGAUACUUCUGAGUAAAACUAAAGAAGAUUGUGUUGUAAGUGUAAUCCUUUGGCUUCUGUUAUAUAAAGCAAGUUCAAACUGUGAUGAAUAACAACAAUCAUAUUACUUUUAGAAUACAAUUACAUUUAAUAAGGGAGGAGGAACAGGGUUCUUGCACCUUCAUACAAACAACAGUGCUUUUAGGAUUUUCUAUGUACUUCCCAACCUCAGCAUCUUAGGGAUGGGACCUUCACCACUACCAUUAUUUCCUAUGGAAAUUAUGUUGCACUGUUACAACCUAUCCUGGAUCUUUUAGGAGACUCAUCGGAAAUUUCACAAAUGAUAUGUUAAAUAUAAGAAAUGAUAACUGGAAAUUGUCCAUCCUCUUCAGUAGCCUUAUAGACAAAAGAAAACCCCCCCAGCAACACUGAAUGAGCUGGGGGUUUACUCAUGCUUUUGCUUUUUAAUGCAAAUUUUAUCUGAACCAAAAGCUGUGUUUCUGUAGACUCGGAAAGCAUUUGAUUCUCAAACUACUUUAAAUGCUGCUGUCUUUAAGACCUUAUAAUAUAUGUGCCUGAGUGUACAUUAUACUGUUCAGAUUUGAUGUUUCAAUUGGGAGAAAAGUCAAGUUCCUAUCAUGUUUCCUAAGUCUGUCUUCCCUGUUGUUUAAACUAGGUUGGAGCAAAAAAAUGUUACUGUCAAGGACUGUCUUUUCUUCUAUGUCCACUUGAGCAUCACAUUUUGUAUAAAUGAAAAAGAAAACAACAGGUGUGUUACUGGAUUUAUUUUAAAAUGCAUUCUCUUGAAAUUUCAAUAAUGUGCUGCAUUGAAAAAACUUUCCUAAUUGUUACAAUGGCAGGUGUUCUUUUUAAAUUGGUGGCAAACAUAUUUUGCCAUACUAUAUAAAUAAAAACCAAUUGCUUUCA